Protopolystoma xenopodis is the source of this 351-nucleotide messenger RNA. The record is from the annotation of a GenBank genome assembly. Lineage: Eukaryota; Metazoa; Platyhelminthes; Monogenea; Polystomatidea; Polystomatidae.
AUGCGAAGGAGGCCUAUUUCAGAGUCACAUCUUGCCGAGGUGGCAAAGCAAAUGACGAUAGUAAAGCUUCAAGAUGCGCGUUUUGCCGGCUGCCAUGAAGCCAGCAAGCAACGGAUCACAAUUGUGACUCUAGCCAGUAGCUCAGCUCGGCACACCCACACACAAGAUGACAGACAGAGUUUACAAUUCACGCUAAUUAGACCGGGUGCGGAAGUUCGUGUGGAAGUAGACAGCAAGAGGGCUGUAUGUUGCGAAGCCGCCAUAUAUCGUGGCGACGAAAAGCCCGGACGUGUUGUGGUGUCUACGAGACUCUUACGAUGCCCGUUAGAGCAGGAUUUUAGGACAAAAUAA